AUGUUGUGUUGAGAGCCCUUAAGGCCGAGUGGGGCUCUUUCUAUGGAAGCGACACAUGGGAGGCUGGGUCUUGCACCUUGAUGCAAGGCGUUACCUGCAACAAGGAUGGCUGCCUUACGUCUUUGAGUGUCAUUCAACAAACUCUUUCGAAGCCGAUCCCUUCCUGCAUAAGCGCCCUGACCUGCCUUCAGUCGUUCACUCUGGUUGACUGCCAAUUGACGGGGUCUAUUCCAUCCUCCCUCUUCACCCUACAUACCCUCACCAAGCUGGAGCUUGAUGGCAAUGAUCUCUCUGGCUCUAUCUCUGCCAGUAUCAGCAAAUUGACCAACCUUGAAUACUUCUCAAUUCAGGGAAAUAUGCUGGAUGGCUCAAUGCCUGUGGGAAUGUCAUGCUUGAGGAAGCUCAAUCUCCUGAAACUAAGCCACAACGCCCUCUCAGGGCCUCUUCCCCAGUUCAUUUCAUCUCUCACCAACCUUUGCACCUU
Messenger RNA from Closterium sp. Naga37s-1, 484 nucleotides. NCBI's taxonomy places the organism in Eukaryota, Viridiplantae, Streptophyta, Zygnematophyceae, Desmidiales, Closteriaceae. The record is from the annotation of a GenBank genome assembly.